Messenger RNA from Lasiosphaeria miniovina, 1059 nucleotides. RefSeq lists its product as uncharacterized. The transcript is spliced from 2 exons. Lineage: Eukaryota; Fungi; Ascomycota; Sordariomycetes; Sordariales; Lasiosphaeriaceae. The record is from RefSeq and is a predicted model, not a curated record. Bases 1 to 1059 code for a protein of 352 amino acids.
AUGGCCGUCUCGUUCGGGUCAGUGGGCGACAUUAUCGCCGUUUGCCUGCUGGUUAAGGACCUAGCCGAUGCCUUUGACAAAACGCGUGGUUCGGGGGCCGAGUACCAGGGCCUGACUCGAGAGCUCGGGAGCCUCGAGCGAUGCCUCCUCCAGGUCGACCUCUUGUGCCGGUCCCCGGUCCAAACCCAGGACAUUGCUGCCAUCUGCGAUGCUGCAAGGAGCACCGUCAAGGACUGCGAGUCGUCACUCCAAGAUUUGUAUCGGCGCAUCGAAAAGUAUGACCGCUACCUCAAUAACAAGGGCUCGGGCGCCGCUUUCUUCGCCAAUGCCGCCAUGAAGAUCCGCUGGCAGGUCUCAGAGAAGGAUGCCAUCAAAAAGUUUCGUUCCGCCAUCGCGAUCCAUACAGAUGCCCUCAGCAUGCUGCUAGCCACGGCGAAUGUCGAAGAGCUGGCUUCCGAGACAAAGUCGAGUGCCAACGAGAUCAGCGGUGUCUUGGUUCGGAUCCAUGGCCGCCUCGACGAGACCACCACUCAGUUGACCGAGCAGAAGACCAUCGUGGGCCGCAUCACUGAUGGUAUCGGCCGCAUACGCAAGAUAUGCUCCGACAUGCAGGCCUCUCUCGCGAACUUGCUUCAGCUUGGCACUCAGACGCACCAGGCGGUCGUGGCGAUACAGACACAGCUACCUUCGCGACUGGAGCGUGUCCUGAUCGACGACCCCUUCAUUCUCGAGGAUGCCAUCGGACGGCGGGCCCCCGUUCAUCUGCAGUUCAUCAACUCCUGGGAAGCCCUCCAUGCCGUGCUGGAGAUUCGCUUCCGCAAUAUCCAGGGGGCCGACAAAAUCGGACGCCACGAGUAUUCUCUCCAAGACCAUCGCACCGGGCGAGAGAUUUCUCGGUCGCGCGCUUGGGAAGGUGCCUUCCUACCUGGCCAGAGGGUUGACAUGAGCCUGAUCUUCGAAAACAAGCGGAGUACCGCGCCAGCUGCUGACGGCGCCAACACGUGUCCUGGCUGUCGCCAUUCGUCCUUCAGCUCAGCCGACGCGGAUGUGGAAUGGUAA